UAUUAAUGACGUCAUAAAGUUUGUUUUAGAACAUGGUUACGUCAUGAUCUCCCUCUCGAUGUGGAGUGAACUCACAAAGAUGCAAAUUUUAAAAAAUCGAACAAACGAUAUUUUAUUCUGAAACAUGAUAAGUUCAUAGCCGUAGAUCAUGCCACCGUGUUUAGCUGUCAACAUCUCGGAGGGAGGACGUUGUCGACUGUCGAUAGCAUUGACCCUUUUCAAUUGGAUCUGCGUAUCAAUCUCUUUGGCUCUCCUGGGAUUUGGAGGAUGGAUACAAUUUGUAAUUCAAAAUAAACUUUAUCUGAUUGAACAAUAUAAAGGUGACGUAAUUCCUUAUUUCUUUCUGGGAGUUGGAGGGCUGAUGUUCCUCAUAAAUAUCAUCGGUGGGAAGGUAUGUUUAAAUUGCAGCAGACUUGAAACUCGAGAGGCUGCAAAGAAGUUUCUCCUACCAAUGAAUAUUGUCUCUGUCUUCGCCUUGCUUGGUGUGCUUGCUGCUGGCCUUCUUUGCUUUGGGGGAGUCUUAAAACUAGAAGAUUCGUUUGACGACGGGAUUCGAAACGCAAUGAAAAAUUACAAGGAUGGUGGAGAAAUUAAAAAAGAAAUGGAUGAACUCCAACUGGCAUACAAAUGCUGUGGUGCGGAUGGUUACACAGAUUGGUUCAAAGUAUCUUGGAUAAACGAAAACUAUUUAAACGUUAAUGAACAAAGUGUGAGGCAGAAGAUGUCAAAUGGUAUCUACAUCAACGACGAUGUGCCAUUUAGUUGCUGUAACCCUGAAUCUGAGAGACCCUGUAUUCAUCAUCACGUCCACGACAACUCUAAACAUUUCAAAUACAAUUAUCAAACUGGCAACACUCUUCAUGGGACUGGAUGUACUGAGGCUUUGAUGACGUUCUUCGCAGACAUGAUCUUGAUGAAUGUAGGCUUCACCACUAUUGGCGCAUUUGGUGUUCAGCUUAUUCUCUUGAUCCUGACACGAUACCUACAAACAUCUAUUGAUGGUGCAUAUGAGAAGGAUCCUGAAGACCCAACCGCUACUACUAUAGGUUAUUUGUUCAAUUGCCCCUGUGGUGGAGCGAAGGAAGAUGGUGAUUCAGAAACCAAGGAGGAACUUCUGAAGGGAACAUCUACAAAUCCCAGUGUAUCCCCAUCCAAGGUUAAAUCUGGUUCUCGACGAAGUUCAAAACGAAGCCUGAGGUCAGCAAAGUCAGCAAACUCUGGUUACAUGCAAGUGGGUGCUAAUGGUGGAAUAGUGUCAGAAGAGCAUAUCUAUGCCAACAUAGAUGACAUACCUGAGCAGCCAGCAUAUGAGCAGCCAGCAUAUGAACAGCCAGCAUACGAACAGCCAGUAUAUGAUCAGCAAGCAUACCAACAGCCAUACGAAGAGUACCCAGCAUAUUAAUUAAGAACAUUAAGGAAUUAGAAUGGAUAGAAUAUAAAAUGCUGCAAGGAUCCUUCAAACCAUGACAAUUUUUCUUUUACAAACUUGAUUCCAUAUUCUGAAAAACGGACGAAAGGAGAUACCUGAUCAAAUAUAAAAGUUAUUGAAUAUAUUAGAUGGCGAAAUGUCCAAAUUCUUCAGAUAAUUUAUUUUUUCAUCAGACAAUUUAUUCAAAACUUACUCUAAGACUUAUCUCUAUCAAUUCUAGUCCCUUUAACCAGAACAUUUAUUAUACAACAAUAUGACUACAGGUAAUUGAAGUUGGAUUGUAUUAUUAUCAAUACGCAAAUCGACACGAUAGUAAAUUCCCAGGAUUAAAAAAAGGAGAAUAAAAACUUUAAAUAAAACAAAAAUUCCUAUACUACCAUA
This is a messenger RNA of Owenia fusiformis, 1810 nucleotides long. NCBI's taxonomy places the organism in Eukaryota, Metazoa, Annelida, Polychaeta, Sabellida, Oweniidae. The record is from the annotation of a GenBank genome assembly.